GUUGAACUUUCCUUCCGCCUUUGGUAUCGCGAUUGUGGUGGCAUAGUGGUAGGUUUGGUCGUCGUCUUCUCGCGAAUCACCCGCUAAAAACUCUCCAAAAUGGCAAGCAAGAGAAAGGGAGGAGCCAAGACCAAGAAGCGCGCCCAGCGUGCUACCUCCAACGUCUUCGCCAUGUUCGAUCAGGCUCAGAUCCAGGAAUUCAAGGAGGCCUUCACACUGAUCGACCAAAACCGAGACGGUUUCAUCGACAAGGAGGAUCUCCACGAUAUGUUGGCGUCCAUGGGUAAGAACCCCCAAGAUAAGGAAUUGGAUGAAAUGGUUUCCGACGCACCCGGCCCGAUCAACUUCACCAUGUUUCUCACGCUCUUCGGUGAAAAACUCAACGGUACGGAUCCUGAAGAAACUAUAAUAAAUGCGUUCAAGCUCUUUGACGAGGAAGGAAAAGGGAAGAUACACGAAGACUACCUGAAAGAACUGAUGAUGACGAUGGGCGAUCGCUUCACCAAGGAUGAGGUGGAGCUCAUGUACAAGGGCGCCCCCAUCGACGACGAGGGCUGGCUGGACUACUCGGGCUUCGUGCGCAUCAUCAAGCACGGCACUAAAGACGAGGAGCUGGUCAAGACCGGCAGUUAGGCUCCCGGAUGUUCCAACCCCCAUCUACUCGUUAUAUUACACGUAUUGUACAGACUUAUUUUCAAACGAACACACAGUUCAUGCAUCCAUCAUCGCCGCUGUUAAAAUAAGGGACAUUUCGCUCGAAACAACAGUCUUUGCGGCAUAUGGGAAACGGCUGACAGUGUAAUCUCAGUGAAACGCCGCCAUAACGAACAUCCCCUGAGUCUCCUGCAAUAGUAAAUUCUAUCGUAGUACACAUUCACUAUAACGAACAACCACUAUAACGAACAUUUUCUAUGGACGCCACCGUGUUCGUUAUAUGGCGUUCUAUACAGUUUGCAUCGUUUGUAAAUGAGAAUUUGUAAACUAAGCGAAAGAAAAGUUACGAUUCACAUACACGCAGCACCCAUAAUGUAUCCAAAUGGACUGUUAAAAUGUUUAAUCAAAUUCUCAUCAAUCUUCAGUCGAAAGUAGUCUACAGGCAGGAGAUGUUGUUUGUCAUUGCAAUAUUAUAGGGUUUGUUAUUUUGUUGCUCGUGUUGUUUUUUUUGCCCAGAGAUAUUUUUUCUCUGAAAGUUCUGCUUCUCGUCUUUAAGCUUUUGAAACUUGCAAGCUGUUGAGUGAAUCACACGUUUCCGUUUAUGAGGAAGUUGGUCACGUUUUGUUUAAUCUAAAAAGCUCAAGUGUGUCGCAACUAUCUUUACAAAAGUUACCAUUAAAAAAUAUUUUGUGCAUUAUUGUAUUAUUUAUGCAGAACGUAAAGUAGCUAUUAUAGAAAAAUGUAGAAUAGAAGUGAGUGAUUUAUGUUUUCGAAAUAAAGAGUACCGGAAGAGAUAUUAAGGCCUAUACAAGACAGCAUUCAUACAGUUUGGAGAAGUGUACGAUACGUCACAAAGAUACCGAAAAAAAACCCAUUCUAUCCCUAAAAUGGCCUAUGCUAGUCGUCGUAUGUGGAGUCGAUACUCGAUAAACAACCAGAAUAUUAGAAAAAAUAGUCACAGUUGUAAACCUCGCAAGAAAAUCGAGCCACACGAGUGUUAAGAUACCGCAUACGGACACAGAGGCUACGGGAUGGAGUGGACAUGUAGGCCCUAUAUCAUGUUUAAAUGGUUUUUAUUUGUGUACAUAAAUGUUACCAAUACUCAAUAAUGCCAAACAUAAUUUGUAUUGCAAUAAAACAUGAGUUCGUUAUCCAU
Messenger RNA from Patiria miniata (bat star), 1810 nucleotides. RefSeq names its product myosin regulatory light chain 2, smooth muscle major isoform-like. The transcript is spliced from 6 exons. Gene Ontology annotation, cellular component: myosin II complex; cytoplasm. Bases 100 to 633 code for a protein of 177 amino acids. Gene Ontology annotation, molecular function: myosin heavy chain binding; calcium ion binding. The record is from RefSeq and is a predicted model, not a curated record. Lineage: Eukaryota; Metazoa; Echinodermata; Asteroidea; Valvatida; Asterinidae.